Messenger RNA from Xiphophorus hellerii (green swordtail), 1526 nucleotides. It is a transcript of the gene nrsn1, whose product is annotated as neurensin 1. The coding region runs from base 142 to 744 and encodes 200 amino acids. The transcript has 6 exons. NCBI's taxonomy places the organism in Eukaryota, Metazoa, Chordata, Actinopteri, Cyprinodontiformes, Poeciliidae. Gene Ontology annotation, biological process: nervous system development. Gene Ontology annotation, cellular component: transport vesicle; neuron projection; neuronal cell body. The record is from RefSeq and is a predicted model, not a curated record.
GCCUGCGCAGUAGACAACGUGAAAAUCUGAAUCAUCGACGGAGGGAGAGAAGGGGGGUAACUGUAGAGUGAUGGGACCUGGCUGAGGAAACAGCAGCGAGCGAUCACUCUCCGAGCUGGUAAUGAAAGACAGAUGUGAAGGAUGACUUCGUGCUCAGAGAUCUGUGGGUCGGAAUACAGAGAGCAGGCUCAAUCCGGCGGAAACGGCCAACAGUACGGAGUCCGCUCCUACCUCCACCAGUUCUAUGAGGAGUGCACAGGUUCUAUCUGGGAACGUGAUGAAGAUUUUCAGAUUCAGAGAUCGCCAAGCAGGUGGAGCUCUUUACUCUGGAAGGUCUGUCUCACGUUUGGAACACUGGUCCUUGUUACAGGUCUUAUUGUUGUUUUGGUGGGUUACGCAACACCGACUAUGACUGAAGCAUUUGGUGAAGAUGAUCUCCUGUUUGUUGACAGCUACGCUGUCCGUUUCAACCGUGCACUGGAUGUCUGCAAACUGACCGGUGCGGUGCUGUUCUGUGUGGGCGGCACCUCCAUGGCUGUGGGUCUUCUGCUGUCUGCCUUUGCUAAAAGCUACUCCAAAGACGAACUGUACCUGCAGCACAAGUUUAAGGAGCGGUUAGCAGAUCUCCAUGCAACAGUUGGUUCAUCAAUAAUGAAAGCACCAACUCCUGGGGAGGGAAAGGUGCCUGUAACGCUCUCCAAAGUUCAGAACAUACAACCUGUGGCCACAAAAGCAGAGACCUGAUCGGCGCCCCAAUAAAGAAAGACACAAAGUGAAAUAGGAUUGAACUGUGUGUAGGAUGUGUAUAAUUGAGGGCCCAUGUGAGUGUUCAUCUUAAUGAGCAGUUUAUCUUUAAAAAAAAAAAAAAAGGCCAGCUUAAGUGGCUGCUAGGUCUUUUCUUUUUGGUUGUCAUUUUUAAUAGCUUCAUUGACACAACUGAUGUCAUCAUUCGAACCAUGGCGAUAAAAACUCAUUGAGCAGAGACAACGCUUUGCGGGAAAAGAAUCUGAGGAGGAAAUUAAAAAGCAGCAUCCAGUCAAGAAGAACAUAGCAUUGUUUUUGACAGCGAUAGACAUCUUUGGAAAUGACAGAGGAUGUUAAUGAGAAAGAGGAGCUGAACAGAGCAGCUCAGUUAUUCUGACGCUCAACAUGAAAAAAGCUCAAAUUGAUUUUUAACAUGGUAAUUACUGCCACGCUAUUUUAGAUCACGAGUGCUACGUUUUGGUGCUAUUUGUCAACAAGCCAGAGAUCUGCCAUUUUAGACCGCCAGAGAAAAAGUGCAAAUAUUAUUUUUUGUCAAAAAGACCCACUGAAAUAGAAUUCACAGGCAGAACAUUGACAUUUUCUUAUUGCUUGUUACUCCUCUAACCUUGUUUCUUCAAUAAACCUUCAGACAGGAUCAAUAGACUGAGCGUAGAUGCAGAGAAACAAUCUAUAUCACACAAAAAGAAAACACGCCAAAUAGAAUGGCUUGACCAAAAAAAUAAAAAAAACUCCCAGUGUCAUUUCUUAAAACUAUGAACUGU